This is a messenger RNA of Piliocolobus tephrosceles (Ugandan red Colobus), 1432 nucleotides long. RefSeq names its product double homeobox 4 (gene DUX4). Lineage: Eukaryota; Metazoa; Chordata; Mammalia; Primates; Cercopithecidae. The record is from RefSeq and is a predicted model, not a curated record. Gene Ontology annotation, cellular component: nucleus. Gene Ontology annotation, molecular function: DNA-binding transcription factor activity, RNA polymerase II-specific; RNA polymerase II transcription regulatory region sequence-specific DNA binding. Gene Ontology annotation, biological process: regulation of transcription by RNA polymerase II.
AUGUUCCCUCGGUUCCUGACCCCAGUCCAGCGAGCAGAACUAAUUACAGAUCUUGACAACAGAAGAUACAGAUUUAAAAUUCCCGCUGACUUUAUCCACUACAGGUGUCACCCUCCCUCCUCUAUGGAGUUCACCCACACCGGGGCGUGGGGAACGGGGCUUCCGGCACUCCACCAGCCCUGCGCGCCUGGGGCUUUCCCACAGGGGGCUUUCGUGAGCCAGUGAGCAGGGGCCGUCGCCCUGCUCCAGCCCAGCCACGCUGCGCAGGCAGAAGGAAUCUUCCAACCUGCCCCGGCACGCGGGGAUUUUGUGUAUGCUGCCCUGGCUGCUGUGGAAGUGGGGUUCUCCCACCCUCCGACUCCUCGGUGGCCUCCGCACCCCAACAAAUGACAGGAAGACCAGGACCCGCAGCACAGCAGCCUGCUGGGCGCGUGCUCGGUGGGACAGCCUGGGCCCGCCAGAGCUGAGUCACAGGACCAAGGUGUGCUUGCGCCACCCACGUCCCCGCGGAGUCGCUGGUGGGGCUAACCCCAGGUCGCCAGGCCGGCGUGGGAACCCGAAGACAGGGCAGCUCCACCUCCGGGGCCCGCGACCCCGGAGGCCUCGCGUCAAGCGCAGAUGCAAAGCCAUCCGGGCGCCUCCCAGCGGCUGCAGGAGCCUCCGCGCUAGUCUGCACUCCCCUCCAGCCUGUUAGACGAGCUCCUGGCGACCCCAGAGUUUCAGCAAAAGGCACAACCUCUCCUAGAUCUGGCGCCACUGGGGGAGCUGAAGGACGUGGAAGAACCCGCUCCGCCGGAACCACCUCAACCCGGAGGAACACCGGGCUCUGCGGGAGGAGCUUUAGGACGCGGGGUUGGGACGGGGUGGGGGCGGGGCGGCGGCCUCUCCUUCGCGGUGAACCUCUGGCUGGGUGUGGAGAGGCGUCGCUUCCCUUCCAGCUGACCUGUCUAGGAUCCCUGAGUUCCAGGUCCGGCGAGAGACUCGACUCAGAGCAGGGCUGUCAUUCUUUCCCGAGCAUCCCGGGGAUCCCAGAGCCGGUCCAGGCACCGGGCGGUGGACUGUCCACCGCGCAUGCGCGGGUUUGCAGGCAGCAGGCGAGGCUUUGAGACCGGCCCAGGCGGAGCUCUCAUCCCAUCUCCCCCGCCCGCCCCGCGUUCUUCAGUGGGUUGGGCGGAGACCUCCAUCCCAGGAAACACUGGCCCGGACAGCCGCCAGGCCUGCUCUCCUUUCCGCGUCUCGCCACCUCUGCCUCCCCCGGCCACCGUCACUCGCCUGCCUGUGCAUCGCCUUGGAGAGCCUGACAGCUAAAUGCAGACCCGAGACCCCGCGCAAACCGGAGUGCUGCCCUUUCUACGCGGGAGCGAACGCAGGCAGAGGUGGGGCGAGGAACGGAGACAGGGAGGGAGCGAUGGAGGGAGGAAAGAACGGAUGG